AUGGGAGGCCCCGGAGUCUUCCGUCCCUAUCACGCACUACUGCGUCCGGGGCUCCACGUCCGCCAGCAUGGACCACCCUUCGAGGUGCCCGUCGGAGGCGAGCAGGGCGGCGCGUCCUCGCCUCAGAUGCGGAGGCCGGGCUUCGCCAGGGGCACCUUCGCGCUGACGCAGCAGAGGGUCCGCGGGCUUCUCCCCGCCACGUGCUACCACUUCCAGGUGCAGGCGUUCAACCAGGUGGCGGCCUCGGAGUGGAGCGAGGUCAGCGGGCCGAUGAGGACCCUGUCCUCGCCGCCGGCGCGGUGCGGCCCCCCGAAGCUGGUCAGCGGCUCCCUCUCCGAUGGCAUGCGCCUGCGGUGGAGGGCUCCCGGCGGGCCCGGCGAGCCGCCCAGCCGCUACGACUUGUGCGUCGCGGACGACGCGCUGAUGAGCCGCAAUGCGCGCGAGAUCCGCAACGUCGCGUUCUCGCCAGCCCCGCCACCCGCCUGCGACGAUGACGUGGAGGCCACGGCGGAGGGUGAGUUCCAUCCCGGCAGCCGCUACUUCGUCCGCGCCCGGGCCGCGAAUUCGGCGGGGCCGGGGGAGUGGUCGGCGACAUCCGAGGCCCUGCAGGUGCGCCCAGAGAGGCCCCUGCGGCCCGAAGCGCCAGGGGCCCUCGAGCCGCUCCCAGGCGGCGUGCUCGUCCGGUGGGCCGAGCCGGGCUGCCAGGGAAGCGCCAUCACCAGCUACAGGCUGCGCUACUCCACCAGCCGCACCAUGACCGCGCCGUGCGAGGCGACUAACAUGAAGGGCGCUGUCACCGAGUUCGCGGUGUCGCCCCUGAAGCCCAAUGAGACCUACUUCUUCCAGGUCUGCGCCGUGAACGCCGUGGGGGAGUCCGAGUGGUCUGCGCCGAGCAGCGGCGUGGCCACGGUGGUGUCGCCGCCCGCGCAGAUGGGGGCGCCGCACCUGCUGGCCAGGUCGGCCACGUCGAUAACCUUGGGCUUUGUGCCGCCCGCGGACAUGGGCGCCCGCAACUGCAACCUGGUCCAGACCUACACGGUCCGGUACCUGGAGGAGGGCCCCAUCGAGGGGACGCGCAGGCCGCCGCCUGCCUCUGAGGGCGACCCCCGGCUGGCCCAGCCGGCGGGCGAGCUUCGCGACGCUCGGCCAGAGGGCGCCGAGGUGUCGGGCCUCCUGCCCGGGUCGCGCUACGCCUUCUGGGUGGCUGGCGCCAACGCGUCCGGCGAGGGCAGGCCGAGCGACCUCGGCCACUUCAGCACCCUGCCGUCGGUGCCAGACAGGCCUUGCGCCCCAGAGCUGGUGGAGGAGGACACCUCCAGCUGGAGCCUCACCCUCCGCCUCGCCCCCGCCGCGGGCAACGGGCUGGCGGUGACGCACUACGCGCUGGAGGUGGAGGACACGUUGCACGGCGAGAAGUGGGAGACGGAGACCUGGGAGGCGGACCCGUCCCAGGAGGACGGACUGCUCUACCACACCGUGCUCCGCCUGACGCCCGGCAUAGGCUACACCGUGCGGGCCGUGGCGAUCAACGAGCUGGGGCGGAGCGAGUGGUCGGACCCGCUGGUGGGGUGCCGCUGCACCCCGCGCCUCCCGGAGCCUCCCAGGCUGGAGCUCCACGGCUCGCAGCCUGACGCGCUCGACCUGACGUGGGCGACUCCGCACCACAACGGGGCGGACAUCACGGAGUACACUCUGCAGUGGAGCACCGACGACGAGUUCAAGACCGGGAAGAUCGAACAGCUGACGACCUCCGAGCUCAAGGCGACCGUGCUCGGCCUGGUGCCCGGCAUGAAGUACUACGCCCGCGCGGCGUCCUCCAAUUCCGAGGGCAUCGGCAGGUUCGGGCCCGUGAUCGCGGCGGUCACAGGGGCGGACACCCCGCAGGAGGUGCGCCAGGUCCAGUGCAAGAGCCCGGGGCACAUCCACGCGCGGGUCGAUUGGCUCAUCCCGUUCAGCAGCGGAAGUGAGAUCCAGCAGUUCCGCCUCUUCUACCGCGAGACAGACACGGACGGACGACCAGAGGGCGAGCGCGACAGCGGCGAGCUCAUCGUGAAGGGCAAGAAACGGUCCACGAUCGUGGAGCCGCUCCUGGCCGGGCGGGAGUACACCUUCGAGGUGCAGGCGAUGAACUCCGUGGGCUGGGGCCCCGUGGGCCCGCGCAGCUCUCCGUACAGGCUGCUGCCCGCGCUCCUGCCGACGCCCCCCGGCGAGCCGAAGCUCGUCUCGGCCGGGACCGAGUCGGUCAGGCUCUGCUGGGACGCCUCGGACUCCGUGGGCGCGGAGGUCGUGGAGCAGGUCGUGCAGAUCUCCUACGACCCAGCUUUCCCCGACGGCAACUUCCUGGAAUCAUUGCAGCCGCCCUGGAGCCAGUCUAUCGCCGUGGAGUAUCCCCCUUCUGGCGGUGGCAUGGCUGUGGUCCAGCAGCACGCGCCGUCGCACGGGCUGCCACCAGCGCAGGGGGGCGACGCGGCGGACCAGUCGGGUGAUGCACGCUGGCCGCACGGCUGCGGGCCGCUCGGCACCAGCGAAUCCCGCCUGGAAACGAGGUGGCAGCGGAAGCCAGGCGUUUUCAAGUGGGCGGAGUACGUGAUACCGGGGCUCAGGCCAGGCACAGUGUAUCACUUCCGUGUAGCAUCGCGCAACAGGGAAGGCCAAGGACAGUUCGGGCCUGUCAGCGCCGCGAUCUCCACCGCCUCGUCAGAGCCGGACGCCCCCGAGGACCUGACAUCGCUGCACACGUCGAGCUUCGGCAUCUCACUCGGCUGGCGGCGGGGAGACUGCAGGGGCGCGCCUGUCACGCACUACAUAGUGCGCUACGCCGACGCAGAGGAAGUGCUCUCGACCGAGAACUGCCGCACCAUCCAGCGCGUGGAGCUCGCGAGGGAGACUUGGAGUGGCAUCUCUCAGCCAGAGCCGCUGCCCCCGAGGCCCCCCGAGGACCUCGAGCUUGACGCCGCGUGCGCCACCGAGGGGUCGAGGGACGCCAUCCUCAGCCGCUUCACCGAGCACGUGCUGGCGCGCUUCUCCACCCUGGAGCUCGCCUGGCGGGCCCUCGACCCGUACGGCAGCGGGAGCGUCCGCGCGGCAGCCGCGCGCGGACCCCGAGGGUACGGCGUCGGGGAGCUGUUCCCGGACCUCGAGGACAGCUUCUUGGAUGCUGUGUGGGCCAAUCUCGGGGAGCUUGGCGCCGUGAGCCCACAGCACUUUGGGGCGCUGCAGCGCUACGCGGACCGCCUGCUGACCACGAGCCUGGGGCCGCCGGCGCUCUUCGAGGGCGCUCCCUCGCAUGGCGGCCCGUGGUGCAUGAUCCAGGACUUGCAGCCUGGAGCGGCGUACUUCAUGCACGUGUGCGCAGUCAACGCCAUGGGCAGGUCCUCGUGGUCGCCAGCGUCUCCCCUUCGCCUGGUGACCCCCCCGGCGGUUCCUUGCAGGAUGGCGCCUCUGAAGGGUGUCGCGAGCAAGCGCGCGCCCGAUUCGGUGACCCUGCAGUGGUCGUUGCCCAGCUCCCACGGCAGCCCCGUGGACUGCGUGCAGAUCAGGUGGUUCUGCCAGGACGUGGGCGUGCCGCUGCCGAGUAUAGAGGAGAUGCUCGCGCGGGGCACAGAUGGCACUGUGGCAGAGCAAUCUAUUCAGAGUCCAUGGCCAGGGACUGAGCCUCCGCCAACAGAGUUAACGUUCUCAGGGCUCAGACCUGGACAAUUGUUGAUCGCCAGCGCACGGGCCAGCAAUUCUUGCGGCAGUUGCAGGGCUUGGUCGGCGUUGACCAAGCCCGACGACAAUGGGGAGCUAUGGGAGCACCACGCCGCAACUGCGCCCUUGCCGCCAGAGACUCCAGGAAUCCCGAGCUUCGUCGAAGGCUCUCUGAGGUCUGCCGGCUUUCUCACCGAGGGCCGCCUUCGCGUCCGGGUGGCACGCAACAACGGGCCUCCCUUGAGCAAGCUCGGCUUCGAACUGAUCGAUUGCUUGGGGAUCCCGAGCAGCGUGUCGCAUAACCUCUACGUCACCAUUUUCACAGCCAGAGGAGUGGUGCCUGCGGGCGUAUCAGCGCUCGACCUCUUCUGCACGGCGAACGUGCCCGGGAGAGACGAAACGCUGGCAUUGACGACGCGGACCGCCUUCCACACGGCGGCCCCGGAGUGGAGGCACCGCGAGCAGCUGAGAGAUUGGAGGUUUGGGAUGCCCGUGCAGAUCCAGGUCUGGAGCCGGGAGAUCGGCGAGUCCCCUGCGCUUCUGGGCCAGGUCUGCCUCGAGCAGGCCCAGUUCCAGGAGGGCUUCGAGGGGGAGGUGCAGCUGCAGGGCGCACCUCGCCCGGGCGGCGGGGAGGCCUUCGCGCACGUCAAGCUCGAGAUCGAGGCCUUUGCCGCCCCGAGGGCCACCGCGUCGGCCUGGGAGACCGAGGUCGGCGAGGGCCAGGGCUUCUCGGCGCUCAUCGGCGACCAGGACCUCACGCGCGGAGUGCCGGGCCUGAAGCCCGGUCGGUACUACCAGCUGCGCGCCCGCGCGCUCUCGGUCGAGGGAGCAUCGCCGUGGAGCGAGCUCUCGGAGCCCGUCAAGACGCCGCCCGACGUGCCGAGCCCACCAGGGCAGCUCCAGUGCGAGUUCACCACCAUGGCGUCAGUGGAGCUGAGGUGGCAGCCACCGGCGGACAACGGCGACCCCGACCUCUCCUACGAGAUCGCGACGGCCCCGAGCGAGGACACCCCAGAGGGCGAGUGGAGCCGCAUCGGCCUGGAGGCCAUUGCGCGGGGCUUGCAGAAGGCCCGCCGAGGGUUUCUGCUCUACAAGGUGGAAGGGCUCAAGCCCGGCGCCCCGAUGUAUUUCAAGCACCGCGCCAGGAAUUGCAUCGGCUGGAGCGCGUGGUCGGAACCGUCCCGUUUCAUGACACGGGCCACGCGGCCAGGCAAGCUGGCGGCAGGCGGCCUGAGGCUCGUGGACGAGACGCCGACCACUCUCCGCAUCAGCUGGCAGGAGCCGCCCACCAACGGCUCGGCUGUGGCCCGGUACGACAUAGUUGGGGGUCCGAGCUUGAGGGUGUUGCGCUGGGCCAUGCUAUGCACGAACCUGUUGGAGAGGAGCCCCGCCGCUGAUAAGCUUUUCAACGUCGACGAGUGCAGCGGCCACGACUAUGGGGAGAUUGUGGGCACAGAGGAGUUCUCGAGCUUCUACUGCAGCACUUGCAUGUUCGUGUCGCUGCGUGGGGAGGAGCGCAGCCUGGAGCUGACGGAUCUACUCCCUGGCCAGACCUACUACUUCACGAUGCGCGGCGUGUGCCCUCAGGGCAAGGGCGACUUCAGCGAAGUCUCUUCGGUGAAGAUGAUGCCGAGAGUCCCUGUCGCCGGCGACGCCCCGCAGAUCGGACAAGUCACGACGACGGAGGCAGAGCUGAUCUUGUGGCUCCCGUAUGGCAACGGCGUUCCGAUAGACAGCAUAUGCGUCGAGUGCUCCCGCACCUCCGGUGCACUUUCGGAGGAGCAGGUGGACCCUGAAACUGGCGAGCCCUUGGAAGAAUUUGCCUUGAUGAGGAUCGUGCAGAGCCCUCGGGAGUUCGAGCGCCUCUCCCGGGUCGGGCCCGAGACAGAGGAGUUGGAGGGCCGCAGAGGCUACAGAGGUUGGAUUUGGGGCAUGACACAGGGCCUGCUCGGUGCCUACCGCGACGAGGGCGUGGACGAGGAGGUGUGCUUCGAAGACGGCCACGCGCCAGAGAUCGCAGCCGCCACCAGCUGCGUCUACAGGGCCACAGUGCGAGGCCUCCUGCCUGGCACUGCGUACACGGCCAGGUGGUCGAGCCACAACUCCUGCGGAUGGUCGGAACACACAGAGUGCGCCUGCUUUACCACCGCGGGCACAGCCCCGGACGCGCCCCCGGGGGUGAUGCUCUGA
Prorocentrum cordatum is the source of this 5880-nucleotide messenger RNA. The record is from the annotation of a GenBank genome assembly. Lineage: Eukaryota; Dinophyceae; Prorocentrales; Prorocentraceae.